AGGACAGCCCCCUCAAUACUGAUACAUUUUCACAGAAAUUAGGAUGUAGUUUGAAUCCGGGUGUCCUGAAGGGAGUACAUCUGAGACCCAUUGUGAGUUGAUGAUAAUUCUCAGUCAUUCUAUAGCAUGGCAUCACCAAAUUGUUUCGGAAACUCGGCGGUAAUGCAACAGAUCCUAGAAGCUCGGCCGUUCUUUAUAGUUUGCGGAGACCUUACUUCACCUCGUCGAUGGUGACUCCGGGUGAUUUUGCAGGCAUUCGUGGCUUGCGCUGACGUAGGCCUAUACCUGAGUGGACGUGUUGGCUUCGGAUCCUUUCGCGAAGUCGAAAACCGAGUGUAGUUGGUUGGGCUGAUAACGGCCACUCGGACAUAUAGCUUACCGUUCACUCUAUUAUAUAUGUCGGGAAAAGCUCAAAUCCGACGUUGGUCGCAGGGAUAAAUCCGAACGCACUUGGUUGGACGUGUCGGUUUUAAAUCACCUCGUCGAACACUGCAAGCAGGACGUAGGCCAGGCUGAAGAAGCAAUAUGCUAGCCGUCCGCAUUGAAGCGAAGCAUUCAGUGUGACAUGCACGAAGAGACAGAGCGAUGUCAUUCCUAUUAAUAGAGAGCAACAGGUGAACUGUUGUCGCAGCCUGAGUACCAGAACCAACUGCAAGCUUGUCACAGGCCAGUAAUGCUUGGAAAGCUGUCUCCGACAGAAACCUGGAAAAAAGAAAUCGGCGGGCUUAGUUUGCCUGUAACAGUCCAUGCAGAAGACUUUAAUAAAACCAGUGCCAGAAAUCAUUUUGGCUAUCGAAAAUCAGAAAAAAUAAAUAAAAAUGGACAGACAAACGCACCAGUCUUGGAGUGAUGAGGGUACCAGGACAGUCGGUUCCCCCCGCACGACGGAGGCUGUUCGGAUUGCGCAGGGGACCAGUGAGAAAGCCUUACCCCAGUACACACUGGAUGAGGUGGGGGACCAUUGGGAAGCCAAGUCCUGUUGGGUUGUUCUCUUCGACCUCGUCUAUGAUGUCACCGAGUUCUUGCAUCAGCACCCUGGUGGAUCCGAGAUAUUAUUGGAGCAUGCAGGACAUGACUCCACCCGGGCGUUCCAAGGGAAAGGUCACUCCGAAGAAGCCCACAAGUUGCUGGAGAAAUACUGCAUUGGCCAGCUCGUCUCGAGUGAGCGAAUCUAUUGAAGGGGUUGCCAAAGCGCCCUCUAUUCAGGGAUGUCUUAGACUGACAGGCAGGAAUUAUUCACGUGUGCAAUCAUGAAAAGACACCAAGGAUUCAAUAACCUCAGUAAAGUUAUAAUUACUAGCAUUUUUGUAUCAGGGUAAUAGCUUUUGACAAAUAAUGUAUUUUGUAAAGUUGAUAUUGUUUAAAUUUGGUCGCUGGUUAUUCCCUAGCAUUCAUAAAUACCUAAGACAGUUUACGCAUUCCUAUUGGUCGAGAGCCCGUCACGGAUGAUAAAGACAUGGCUAGCUGGUCUUAAACACUUUUCCAGUGUC
Molecule: messenger RNA, 1490 nt
Organism: Patiria miniata (bat star)
Lineage: Eukaryota; Metazoa; Echinodermata; Asteroidea; Valvatida; Asterinidae
Product: cytochrome b5-like
Exons: 5
Coding region: 819-1178 (119 amino acids)
Cellular component (GO): intracellular membrane-bounded organelle; membrane
Molecular function (GO): heme binding
Source: RefSeq, a predicted model, not a curated record